AUGAGCUUCCGUCUCUUAACCAAAGCAUGGCGACAACAGACCCAAUCCAAGAACCACACCGCCUUUUCUCCCAUAUUUCCCCGCUAUUUUUCUCGCAAAUCCCAACGGCCAUCAUUCGGCAUUGCUUUCGACAUCGACGGCGUCAUUCUCCUCGGCAACACUCCCGUCGGUGGCUCUCCGACAGCAUUGAGAAAAUUAUACGAUGCAGAAGGUAGAAUGAAAAUCCCAUACGUUUUCCUUACCAAUGGCGGCGGCAUUCCUGAAGCUAAAAGAGCCUCUGAGCUUAGUGAACUGUUGGGUUUAAGCGUCUCACCUUCUCAGGUUUUGCAGGGUCAUUCUCCAUUUAGACAAUUGGUCGAUAGAUUUGAGCAUAAACUCAUUGUUGCUGUGGGAAAAGGGGAACCAACUUCGGUGAUGUCUGAAUAUGGUUUUAAAAAUGUUAUCUCAAUUGAUGAAUAUGCAUCGUGCUUUGAAAACAUUGAUCCAUUGGCACCAUACAAGAAAUGGACAACAAAGGUGGCUGCUACACAGAAUCCAAAGUUUGAUGAGAGUGGUUCACAAAUUGAUGUCUUCUCUGAAAGGGUUCAAGCAGCAUUCAUAGUUAGUGAUCCUGUUGAUUGGAGCAGGGACAUACAGGUUCUCUGCGACAUCUUGAAAACGGGAGGGCUUCCGGGAAGAAAUGUUGGAAUGCAACCGCAAUUAUAUUUUGCAAAUGAUGACCUUGAAUACCAGACUAAAUUUCCUUCUGAACGUCUGGGCAUGGGAGCUUUCAGGAUUGCAUUAGAAUCCAUUUUCAAUAGGACUCAUCCUCAUUCCCUGGAGUACACAUGUUUUGGCAAACCAAAUCCAUCUGUAUUCAAGAAUGCAGCAACUGUGUUACAGCAACAUGUGCCCCGAGUCUAUGAAGAUUUCAAUGACAUAAGUCAUAAAAACGCCCAACAUUUUCAAAGACUUUACAUGAUUGGAGAUAAUCCUGCAGUGGACAUUAGAGGUGCACGACAGACUGGGCAUCCUUGGUUUUCUAUUCUCACGAGGACUGGUGUUUUCAAGGGGAAGGAAAAUCAUGACAAAUUUCCAGCAGAUCUGGUUGUUGACACCGUGGAUGAAGCUGUGGACUACAUCCUGGCAAAGGAAAACGCUUAA
Lathyrus sativus (Indian pea) is the source of this 1143-nucleotide messenger RNA. Lineage: Eukaryota; Viridiplantae; Streptophyta; Magnoliopsida; Fabales; Fabaceae. The record is from the annotation of a GenBank genome assembly.